Messenger RNA from Tilletiopsis washingtonensis, 1253 nucleotides. RefSeq names its product NAD(P)-binding protein. The transcript is spliced from 3 exons. Lineage: Eukaryota; Fungi; Basidiomycota; Exobasidiomycetes; Entylomatales. The record is from RefSeq and is a predicted model, not a curated record. Gene Ontology annotation, molecular function: nucleotide binding. The coding region runs from base 30 to 1211 and encodes 393 amino acids.
ACCACCCUCACCAUCCAUCUCAGCCCGCCAUGUCGUCGCCCAUUCCCGUUGCCAUCCUCGGCUUCUCCUCCUCGGCGCGCACCUUCCACCUGCCGCUGCUGCUCGCCUCCUCCUCCUCCUUCUCCCUCCACACCAUCCAGCAGCGCAGCACCUCGAGCUCCGCGCCCGCCUCUGCCUCCUUCCCCAACGCCCGCAUCGUCGAUGGCGUCGCCGAAGUCUUCGCCGGCGCAGACCGCCUGCCCGAGCGCGGCCUCGUCGUCAUCACCACCGCCAACGCCACGCACUUUGACUUUGCCAUGCAGGCCAUCACGCACAAGUGCCACGUCGUCGUCGAGAAGCCGGCCGUGCUGAGCACGCGCGAGGCCGACGAGCUCAUGGCCGCGGCAGAGCAGGCCGGCGUCGUGUGCACCGUGUUCCAAAAUCGUCGCCUCGACGCCGACUUCCUCACGCUGCGCUCGCUCCUGGCGCCGCCGACGGGCGAGUCGCCGCUGGGCCAGCUGACGCGCCUCGAGAGCCGCUUCGAUCGCUACCGUCCCUUUCCCAAGGGCGGCUGGCGCGAGGAGAAGGCGUGGCAGGAGGGCGGCGGCGUGCUGUGGGACCUGGGCAGUCAUCUGGUCGAUCAGGCUCUGCUCCUCUUCGGCCCGCCCGAGGCGAUCAGCGCCCUUGUGCAGGCCACGCGGCGGCCCGAGUCGUCCGUCGAGGAUGACUUCCUGCUGCACCUGCACUACCCCUCCACCUCCGUCGGCGGUCUGCGCAUCACGCUAGGAGCUUCCUGCGUGUCGCCCUUCCUCGACGCCGAGCAGCCGCGCUUCAUCGCACAGGGCCUCAAGGGCAGCUACCUCAAGCGCGGCCUCGACCCGCAGGAGAACCAGCUCAAGGCCGGCCUCUCGCCCACUUCCUCCAACUUUGGCUCCUACAGCGAUUCAGAGCGCGCUUCGCUCCGCCUCGGUCGCCUUACCACCAGCGUGCCGCCCAAGCCCGCAAAGGAGGGCGAGGCGCCGAACCAGCCUCUCCUGGCGAGCGCAGACAUCCCGACACUGCCCGGCGCAUACGUGCGCUUCUAUGAGGCCGUCGCUGCCGCGAUUAGAGGCGAGGAGAAGCCGGACAGCUUCGUCACGCUGCAGCAGAUGAAGGACAACACGCGCGCACUGCUGCUGUGCCGCAAGAGCGCAGAGGAAGGACGCAGCGUCAAGUGGACAGAGGAGGUGUAGACGCAGCAAUGCAUCGAUGCUCUCUGCGCGAGAAAGCGUGAA